Molecule: messenger RNA, 1314 nt
Organism: Candidula unifasciata
Lineage: Eukaryota; Metazoa; Mollusca; Gastropoda; Stylommatophora; Geomitridae
Source: the annotation of a GenBank genome assembly
AUGAUGUAUUCCAGGUACAGCAGAUUGGUUAAUCUGCAGAGAAAGGAAGAUAGUAGAGGGUCGGUUAUCGAGAAUUGUGUGUCAGAAAACACAGACACAAGAGGGGAAAACCUCACACGAGUGGACACUGGUCAUCUAGUCGGCGCUGUGAAAGUUGAAGACAAGGCUGAUCAAGCCAUCCGUGGACAGGAAGAGGACAGUAUCAGUCUGCCCGGAAGUGGGCUGCAGCCGGAUGAAAUUUGCAGAGAUGCCAGUCUGGAUCAGUUGUGGGACCGGUUGUGUAAUCCACCAACGAAAUGCUGCUCGUUGCUGAAGAGGCAUCUAACACCGGAACUGUUAGUUCUACUUAGGGACAGAAUCACCGAAUUCGGUGGACGAUUAGAAGAUUGUAUACGUUCUGGAUGUGAAAACACAGACAGCGGAGUGGGGGUCUACGCCUCUGAUCCAGAUGCCUACACAGUGUUCGCCCCAUUGCUGGACGCCGUCAUCAAGGACUACCACAAGGUGUCCGAACUCAACCACCCCAAUCCAGACUUGGGGGAUAUCGCUAAACUGGACUUUGGUGACCUUGACCCGUCCGGCAACUUGAUUGUUUCAACCAGAGUCCGCGUGGGCCGCAGCCACGACAGCUAUGGAUUCCCCCCAGUGCUGACAAAGGAGGAUCGUGUGGAGAUGGAGAAGAAGUCGCAGGAGGCUCUAAACAAACUGGAUGGGGAGUUGAAAGGCUCCUAUUACCCUCUUUCUGGCAUGAGCAAGGAGACCCAGAAGCAGCUUACUGAGGACCAUUUUCUCUUCAACGACAGUGACAGGUUCCUGAGGGCGGCCGGUGGCUACAGGGAUUGGCCCACAGGUCGUGGCAUUUAUUUCAACGACAACAAGACCUUCCUGGUGUGGGUCAACGAGGAGGAUCAUUUGAGGUUCAUUUCUAUGCAGAAAGGCGGCAACUUGAAGGAGGUUUAUGCCAGACUUGUCAAGGCAAUCAGGGCCCUAGAGAGUAGUGGCCUGUCCUUUGCCAAGCGUGAAGGUCUAGGUUAUCUGACUUUCUGUCCCUCCAAUCUGGGAACCACCCUUCGUGCCUCCGUACAUAUCAAGAUCCCCAAGUUGGCUGCUACGCCUGACUUCAAGGCUUUCUGUGACAAAUAUAACAUCCAGGCCAGAGGUAUUCAUGGAGAACACACAGAGUCGGUCGGAGGUGUGUACGACAUCUCCAACAAGAGGAGACUGGGUCUCACAGAAAUCAGUGCCAUCCAGGAGAUGCGCAGAGGUGUUGAGGCUGUCAUUGCAGAGGAGAAAAGACUGGGAGGCGGUAACUAA